AGAAUGUGAACUGGUGGGCUAGUUCUGCGUGAGAUUAGGCGGAAGUGUUGUGUAGUGGGCGGUACUGGUAGUGGUGCGGACACACAGGACUUAGCGACAGCUCUGACAGAAAUAGCCGAGCAGGAUGACGGCAUUUACACACAUUGGGCUCUCGGCUUUCCUGCCGCUUUGAGCAUCGCCAAAAAGAAACUCGAACCGUCUCGCUUUCAGGAUUGCCCGCCAGAACGGGACAAAAGAAACAAGCCCAGGUUCGGCUUUGUGUUGGCAGUGUCUACUUUUGGCAGCGCUGCUCUGGAUCGCUGCGUUUGGAACUUUCACCGGGUCCGAGUCGAGCAGCCGGCGGGCGGAGGUUCGAUCCCAGGCUCCAGCGGCAAUGGGGCUCCCCACUCUGGAGUUUACCGAUUGCUCCCUGGAUAGCCCCGACUUCAGGGAUCGUCUGAAAGCGCAUGAGAUCGAGCUGGAGCGGACCAACAAAUUCAUUAAGGAACUGAUAAAAGACGGGCUUCUGCUGAUUAAUGCAUUGAAAAAUUUGUCUGCAGCAGUUCAGAGGUUUUCACAGUCAUUGCAGGAUUUUCAAUUUGAGUGCAUUGGUGAUGCAGAGACUGAUGAUGAAAUUAAUAUUGCACAGUCCUUCAAAGAAUUUGCACAACUUCUUCAUACUGUUGAAGAAGAGCGAAGACGAUUGAUUCAGAAUGCUAAUGAUGUUUUAAUUGCACCACUGGAGAAGUUUCGUAAAGAUCAAAUCGGAGCAGCAAAGGACGGAAAGAAAAAAUUUGAUAAAGAAAGCGAGAAAUACUAUUCUAUAUUGGAGAAGCAUUUGAGUCUAUCAUCAAGGAAAAAGGAAGCACAUUUACAAGAGGCUGAUACACAAAUUGACAAGGAACGGCAGAAUUUUUAUGAAGCUUCAUUGGAAUAUGUGUUCAAAGUUCAAGAAGUUCAGGAAAAGAAGAAAUUUGAGUUUGUUGAACCUUUGUUGGCAUUUCUUCAAGGGUUAUUCACAUUCUAUCAUGAAGGCUAUGAGCUUGCACAGGAAUUUGCUCCAUACAAACAGCAGCUCCAGUACAAUCUGCAAAACACCAGAAAUAAUUUUGAAAGUACCAGACAGGAAGUGGAAAGAUUGAUGCAGAGAAUGAAGUCAGCCCCUCAGGAUUACAAACCACCUGGUCAAUGGACAAUGGAGGGAUAUCUUUAUGUGCAGGAAAAACGACCCCUUGGAUUUGCAUGGAUAAAACACUACUGUACCUAUGACAAAGCAACAAAAGCAUUUUCAAUGACCUUAUGUGAACCUAAGUCAGGAGGAAAAUUGAAUGGCCUUGUAACAGCUUCAGAAAUAUUCAAACUGAAGUUUUGCAUUCGAAGAAAGACGGACUCAAUUGAUAAACGCUUCUGUUUUGAUAUUGAAGUGGUGGAAAGACAUGGCAUUGUAACACUACAAGCUCAGUCUGAAGCCAACAGAAAACUUUGGUUGGAAGCAAUGGAUGGAAAAGAGCCAAUAUACACUCUGCCACCUCUUAGCAAGAAAGAAGAAUUGUACCUUAAUGAGGCAGGUUUUAAUUUUGUAAAGAAAUGCAUUGAAGCUGUGGAGGCAAGAGGUAUUAAUGCCAUGGGACUGUACAGAAUGAGUGGAGUAAAUUCCAAAGUGCAGAAGCUAAUGAAUACUGUAUUUGCACCUAAAGCAGCACCUGACAUGGAACUUGAUAGUGAAUUGUGGGAUAUGAAGACCAUUACAAGUGGCCUUAAAAACUAUCUCAGAUGCCUUGUAGAACCAUUGAUGACUUAUAAACUGCAUAAGGAUUUAAUUGCAGCUGUUAAAUCAGAUGACCAAAAUUACAGAGUUCGUGCUGUUCAUGCAUUGGUUUAUAAAUUGCCAGAAAAGAACAGAGAGAUGCUUGACCUUUUGCUGAAACAUUUGGUGAAAGUUUCCACUCACAGUCAAAAGAACCUGAUGACUAUAUCUAACUUAGGUGUGAUUUUUGGUCCAACAUUAAUGAGAUCCCAAGAAGAGACUGUAGCAGCAAUGAUGAACAUUAAAUUUCAGAACAUUGUGGUUGAGAUUCUGAUUGAGAAUUAUGAAAAGAUAUUCCACACUCUACCUGACCCAAAUGUUCCUCUUCCUCAACCUGAGCAGAGAUCUGGAUCGAGACGAAGCAAGGCAACUUGCCUGUCAACAGGCCCAAGAAGACCCAAAGCCAUCUAUAGCCCAACAUUGUGUCUAGCUGAUGCAGACAGUGAUGCUUUCAGCAGCAGCCCAGACAGUACACCGAUGGGAAGCAUAGAGUCUCUGUCCUCUCAUUCCUCAGAGAUAAACAGUUCCUUGAAAACCAGCUCUUCUCAGCGUCAUUUGCAAAGGGAGAUAGGAGACAGUGGAAUACCAUGGGUGUCAGCACCUGCCUCACUGCCUGGACAAAAGAGCACAAUUGUCUGGACGACUAGCCCAGAAUCAAGUUCCAGUGAAGAUACUGUCAAAACAGAUGGUCAGGCAGGUUCUCAGAGUUUGUUGUCUGUCAGUAAUGUAGGAAACACAUCUCAGACAUUAAACUUGUGCAGUGAGGGAUCCUAUAAAUACACUGGACUUAAAAGAUCAAUAACAACUUCUCUAACAUCUCUCCCUACAACAGAUGGUACUAAUACUAGAACCUUUAGCAGUUCUGUUCAAAAUCUUUCUUCAGUGGAUUUCAAAGAUACACCCAAAACUGCAUCUAACCCAGCACUUCCUCCAAAAGUGACUAUUAGACGAAGACUAGAUGGAUCAACAAACAAUGGCUAUCAGAAACCUGGAUCAGUAGUUGCAUCCAGAGCUCAGUUAUUUGAAAAUAUUGGUACUGCUAAACCAAGUUCAUCCAAAUGUCAAGCCAAAGCUAUGUAUGCUUGUAAAGCCGAACACAGUCAUGAACUUUCUUUCCCACAGGGAGCAAUAUUCACUAAUGUACAUGCAUCAGUGGAACCAGGUUGGCUACAAGGAACAUAUGAAGGGAAAACAGGACUGAUCCCUGCAAAUUAUGUUGUCUUUCUUUGAUAACUGCUAGCAAGACUAGAACAUCUCCAUGGUAUCCAUGGUGAACAAAAUGUCACAAACUAAGAAUACUAUAUUCCAACACACCUAAACAGAUGUCAGACAGUCAGAGGUGGUGGAGUAUCUGUAUCUGCAGAAUAUAUGCCUUUUUAUGGUAUGGAGUACAGGAUUGUAGUCUGCAUCAAUAUCUGUUCAUUUUAAUUAAAUAAAUACUCACCUUAUUAUCCGUAGUUAUUGAAACAAUUGAUUUUGCAAUGUUGAAAAUGGAAAAGAUGAUUGAUUGAAGUUAAGUGUAUAUAGAUGUGCAUAUAUGUUUUAAAAAGCUAUGGCAUAAGUAUUUCAAGACUCCCUGUAUAAAAUCCCAAAUACUGGAUAUGGGUUUUAUCAUAACAGUAUGACCAAUGGAGGGUUUAUUCCAUUGAUUUAUGUUUAUUUCCCUGAAAAAUGUUACAUUGGAUGGAGAAAGGCUGUCACAUUAUCACAGCUGCACAAACUCUGCAUUUUUACAUCUGUAAUUUGAACCGAGCUGGACUGUUUUUCUUUCAGGCAGAAACUCUGUUGCUUUUCCAAACUAAAUCUCCCUUUUUUUGCAAUCAAAUAAUUUAAUUGAUUACAUUGUAAACUGAAUUUUGUAGACUUUUAACUUUCCUUGACUUCUUAGGAUGGCUGGUGAUCAUUUUUAGUUAAAUGUCACUAAAACUCAAAGCACUCAAAUAUCCAAACACAUUUUCACUUGCUUUAUUGUAGAGUAUUUUGUUGUAGGUAUCUAUUUCAAUAUGUGCAAGUAAACAUGUAUAAACAUCUAAAUUAUUGUUGUAUUCCUGCAGUAAAUGUGAAUUGUAAAUUUAAUAUACUUUGGUUAACAAACUAAUUAUGAUGCCAAAGUGCAUAAGAACUAAUGAAUCCAUUGACACCAAAGUUUUGAGAGAGUUUUUACAAGUUUCCAGUGUAGUGUUGAUCUCAAAUUAUCUGCAUAAACCUCUAACCUUCUCUGAGCAUAUCCAAUCUUCCAACAAUCAAGUAUUCAUUAUAAUCUAAUUGUUGCAUAUAAGAAAAUGAAGCAGUACUUAUCACGCAAUUUUAAUUUCUCUUGUAUCAAAGUAAUGUUGACAUAUUUAUGUAAUUGCUAUAUAUGUAUGACUAUUGAUUAUUCUGCUACAAAUCAAAAAAUAUUUUAUUUCUGCAACAUAAAUUUGAAAUAUAAUGUUUUUGGGGCAAAUAAUUGUAUCAACAAGAUUUUAGGUUUUGUUUUGCAAGAAAAAAUCUGCCAAGCUUUAUGAAAAACAGGCAGAGAGAGAGUGAGAGAAUUGUGCUAGCCUUGAGGACAAACUGCACUUUUUACUCUAAUUUUAUUUUUUCCCAGUACGCUGGUGUAUUGGCAUCUUUUUUAAAUAUUAAUUUUUUUCAUUAAGUAUAUAUCAUACAAUGGUUACAUUGAUAGUUGAAACUAUAUAAUGUCAAAUAGUUUAGUUGGUUUCAAUGUAUUUAAUUAUUAAUAUCUGUCGCAAAAUGCUAAAUGGAUUCAACUGAAUGUUUUCUGUUCAUUCAAAAUUCUUUUCAUAAAGUUCCCUGAUUGUACCAAGGACUUAGUAUAUAGUCUGCACAAUGUUACUAUUAUUUUUAAAGGACUUAUAUUUGUGGUACAAUAUAUUAAAAAUAGACAUAUUUGAAGACUAAAGAAUGAUAGAAUGAGUAGAACUUUACAGCCAAAUGAUUUUGGGCCAGUUUGUAUUUUGUGGAAUAAUGUGAAUGCUGACACUACGUGGAAAAAUGCACAUUAAUUACUAUAGUGGUCACAGUGUAGGUCAAAUGAUGUUUUGUGUGGAAGCAUAAUAAAUUAUAUUUAGCUACAUUGAUGUGAGGUUGUGUGUUGGAUUGGCAGAUUUUACUCUUCACAAAUAGUGAUAUUUUUUACAUUAAUUAUAUGAUUUAUUAAAGGUGCAAUUGAUUUAAAAUGCCAUUUUCAACUUAGAAGACUAUUUUCUGAUCAGACAAGACUCUGCAGUGAUGUAAUUUAUAUCUCAAUAAAAGUGAAAAGUGUAGAGCCUGGAAAUUUUGCUCACUCAAUCUCUCAUUCUAGGCAUUUUGAUUUAAAAUCUGAGGAGAUUAACAUUUUGGUAGCGGUUAGUGUAAUUUAAUGUCACUAAAUUAUGUGAUGCUGAAAUUUUGUAUUAUACGUAGCACAAAAUCAAAGAGUAGAUUAUGAAGUCAACUUCAAAGAAACAAUGGGCAGAAUCUUUCCAGCCCUUGAAUGACAUGGACAUUGACAGGUCAGUUGGUAAAAUAUGGUGAAAACAGAAAAAUGAGAUUCUCGAUGUGAGGAAAGAAAAGUCAGAAUUUCCACUUUAAAGUUUUAAUAGAAGACAAGAAUCUUACUAAUGAGCAGUGAGAGGCCCAUUUACACAUAUUCACAUUUUUAUUACCCAAUGUCACCUUACUCAUAUGCGGUUUGCUAGUUUCCCAGGCAGUGCAAAGAAACUAGUUGGUAACAGUUCUCAAUAUGAAAGUUUGAGCAGAUAACUGGAGCUUGUUCAAGGAG
This is a messenger RNA of Chiloscyllium plagiosum (whitespotted bambooshark), 5552 nucleotides long. It is a transcript of the gene arhgap42a, whose product is annotated as Rho GTPase activating protein 42a. The record is from RefSeq and is a predicted model, not a curated record. Gene Ontology annotation, biological process: signal transduction. Gene Ontology annotation, cellular component: cytoplasm. Gene Ontology annotation, molecular function: GTPase activator activity; protein binding. Lineage: Eukaryota; Metazoa; Chordata; Chondrichthyes; Orectolobiformes; Hemiscylliidae.